AUGCGCACGUUCAGUCGUACGGCGCGGAUCACCUCGAGCGCGGCUUGCGUAGGUCGAUUUGAGCACCAAGGAGUGUCGCGUGACGCGGUGCUUGCGCGGUGGAGCUUACAAGUGGUCAAACCUAACGCGAUGAAGACUGGAGGCCUAAUCGGCAAGGGCAUGAAGUUUGCCUCCCCUCUCGGUCCCAGCGGUUGGGCGACGCGAAACAGUGGUACAGGUUCAACGGUGCUUGAUGUAAACUGGGACUUGCGCGAGCGGAUGGAUUAUUAUGUGCACUACAGCGUACCCUCUACCUGGACGGUGGUGGAGCAUGUGAGUGACAACAGUGUUGCAAUUCAGAGCAAACCACCUGUUUGCGAUAGUCCCGGAGCUGAAGGGCCAACUGUUCACGGGUUCUCUCUCAAUUGCUUCGCCUACAAGCAAAAGGUCAAGGAGCCUGACUGUGAGAAGUUGCUGAGCUUGUUCUUACAUCGCUUCGACGCGUCUGUCUCAAAUUCAUUGGCUGUUUUAUCGAAGGCAUCAGGCCGUGGCAACGGCGUUAUAUGCGGCACUGCGAAACCCGAGCAGGACAUUAGCGAAGUGUUGGCUAACAGACUAGAAUGUGCGGUGGCUGAGAUUACGUUUACACCAGCUGUCGGGGAGCCAUUAGCGCAUGGUCUCUGCCGUGCUUUUUACAACUCGAACCGUAGAUUUCAUUAUGUCGUUGUUGUUGCAGUACCGGAAGAUGAGUUCACGUUGUCAAAAGAUCUUCUCACCCAUGCACUCCUCGCGGUUGUUGAGAGUCGAGUUGAGGCGGCGCCCAAAGGCACGUGA
This is a messenger RNA of Trypanosoma brucei brucei TREU927, 813 nucleotides long. RefSeq lists its product as hypothetical. The coding region runs from base 1 to 813 and encodes 270 amino acids. The record is from RefSeq and is a predicted model, not a curated record. The transcript has a single exon. NCBI's taxonomy places the organism in Eukaryota, Euglenozoa, Kinetoplastea, Trypanosomatida, Trypanosomatidae.